AUGGACAAGACUGAACUCUUGCGAUUGUCUAAUGAUCUUAGUAUGAAGGCAAUGUUUAUAGUAAAUGACAACAUAGUCGAUAUUUAUAUUGAUGAUGGAACGGUGGUUAGCCAAGAAUCCUUUCCUAAUCCAAUCAACUUGAGGAAACCAAAUGAAGAUUGUGGCAACUCUCAAUUGUUGAACAAUGACAUUAUCGGCUCUAGUUUGCAAGAAUCUGCUUCUGUGCUGAUCAAGUGCAAGGUUGACAACUAUCCAUGGAAAUUGACAGCUGGAUGUGAAGGGGAAUCCGACACUGUAAGGGUGAAAAGAUUUAAAAAUGUUCACACGCAUACUAUACAAGAUGCAAGUAAUUUCAAACCAGUUGUGCGUUCAAAUGAUUUGGGAAGAAUUGUGAUGAAUAAGAUUCGAGAAACCCCUUCUUAUUUUCCCAGACAAAUUAGCAAAGAUUUUAAGAAUGAUUUUCGAAUUAAAAUAAAUUACAUGCAAUCUUGGAGAACAAAGGAACACGCAAAAGAAGCCAUUGAUAGGAAGCCAGAGGAUAGUUAUAAGUUGGUUCCUUGGAUGUGUCAACGACUGAGGGAAUCUAUGCCAGGCACUAUUGCAAAAUGGACAUGCGCAGAAGAAGGAAAAUUUAAACAAUUAUUUGUAUCGUAUCGACGCUCAAUAAGAGGCUUUGAAGUUGGUUGCAGACCUUUUUUAUCCAUUGAUGCUUGUCACUUGAGUGGCAAUUACAAGGGCACACUACUUGGCGCCAUUGGGUAUGAUGCUGAUGAUGGGUUAUAUCAUUUGGCAUAUGCAGUAGUUUCUGGAGAAACUGAUAAGGACUGGUUGUGGUUUUUACAAAAUGUGAAAGAAGUCAUGGGAGGGCGCAUUGUAACUAUCAUAACAGAUAGAAAUUCAAGCCUAAUCAGUGGGGUUAGAGAUGUCCUUGGUUCACAGUGUCACUCAUGGUGUCUUCGGCACCUAAUGGAGAAUUUUACAAAAUUUAUAAAUAGUAAGAGUGGUUUGAAAUUGCGUGGUUCAUUUAAGAAUACAGCAAAAAAGUUUCUUAAUAAGAUUGCAUAUGCAAGAACAACAGAGACAAGUGAAAAAGCAUUACAAAAAAUGGCUGGUUUUCGAAAGGAGUUGUUUGAUUGGGUGUCAGAAAAUGGACCAGAACAUUGGGCGAAUACUCUUUUUCCAUUGCCGCGUUGGGAUUGUUGGGAAACAGCCAUAAAGAAUAUGGAAACUGAAAGGUGGCCAAACCCUGUAGGACCGAAUGUUGAGGAUAAAAUGAAGAAGAGACAGCUAGCUGCACAUGGUUUUUCAUGCAUGCCUUGUGGUCCUACGGGUGUACAGUUUAUGAUUUAA
Cornus florida is the source of this 1350-nucleotide messenger RNA. RefSeq lists its product as uncharacterized. The coding region runs from base 1 to 1350 and encodes 449 amino acids. The record is from RefSeq and is a predicted model, not a curated record. Lineage: Eukaryota; Viridiplantae; Streptophyta; Magnoliopsida; Cornales; Cornaceae. The transcript is spliced from 4 exons.